GAUUUUUUUAGGGGUUUGAGAUGUUAAGCUUGGAUCGUGAGCGGUCUGAAGGUUCAGCGUUGGAGAUCAUUUGCCGCUUUGAAGAUGUUUGAUUGGAACGAGGACCGGGUCGGGGACACAAUAUGGGGUGAAUUUAGUGAGAGUGAAGACCAUAUUGUGCCUUAUCCUAAAGAAGGUGAAGAGGACACAUUGCUUAUUUGUCAUGAUUUUGGCAAAAAGCAGAAGAACGAAGGGAGCACAACUGAUAUAAAGUCUGCACAACAAACUUCUGAAGACAAAAGGGAUUUACCUGGAUGUGAUUUUGAAAACAGUUCUAGUUGCAAUGCAAAUAAAGAGUUUUCUGCUCCAAGGCUUGACUUGGACUCAUGGCCUGAUUUACCUUCCAUAAGUGCUGCACUUAGUAAAGGGUACAAUGAUGAAAAUAAUGAGAGCUCAUUGCAGGCUGGAUUAAUGGACUUUUCUGAAGCAUCUAACUUAAACAGUGUUAGAGUGCAGCUAGAGGGCAAUCAUGAACUCUUCAAUAAUGAGCAUGAUGAUAGGGAGGAUGACAGUUUUCUUGAUUGUGAUUGGGCUAAUAUGGGAGACUUCGACGAUCUUGAUAAAAUAUUUAGAAGCAAUGACUCCAUAUUUGGACAUGAUAUUGGCAGUAAUGCAGAUGAAUUUCUAUCUUCAUCUGCAGAUGUUAUUAGUGGCACUGCACAGUCAAUUCCUAUGCCAGAUAUUCCUAUGAGCAGGGACCAGCCGUCUGAUCAAGAAUUUCCAUAUGCUUUUAGUGAACAUUCUGAUGGGAUUAGAAAGCCAGAAGAGAAUGUUCAUCCACAGUCUACAUUUCCUUAUCAUCUUUGGCAGACAUCUGAUAUUACUGUGAAAACUGAAGAGCAAAUGGUAUCUUCAUCCAAUCUGACUAAUCACUCUUCUGGGAUUCAAACUCAGCCAUCAGACAAGGCGGGUAAGCAAUCAAAACAGGUGAAGCCUCGCAAAAAAGCAGAGGAUAGAAGCAAGAAUAAUUUUUCACAGAACCUGAACGGUGCUUGGUCCAAUAGAAUCAGCCAAAGCCAACAAUUUCCAAGUCCAAAAGCGCAUCCUUCUCUGUUAACUUCUGUGCAAACUUUCCAGCAUCCAGCUAUCAGUCAGCAAAGGCAGGGCGAGUCUGAACAUAUGGGGUACCCAAUCUCGUCCAGUCAGUUUAUGUUUUCUGGAUAUGGAUUUCCGGCCUACUCAUUUCCGGCGAUUCCUGUGCUUCCAUGUGCGCCAGCUGAAAGGAACCAGAUGGCACCAGUAGUUGUUGGUUACAAAUCUAAUGUGGAUCAAUCUAAAGGUCCCAAUAGUUCAGAUAAACUGCCAGAUAGCUCAAAACCAUUGACCAUGACACCUCAAGAAAAGAUAGAAAAACUAAGACGACGGCAGCAGAUGCAAGCAAUGCUUGCUAUUCAGCAGCAACAGCAGCAAUUUGGUAAGCAAAUCAGUGGUUCAGACAGUCUGGCCUCUCAAGCUUGUUCGCAGAAGAAUCAAAAUCAGGAUGCUUCAACAAGUACUAUUGGAGUUGAAGAAAGUGCAAAUAAGAUACUGUCAUCAGAAAUAGAAAAAAUGAAGUUUUAUACUUCAAUGCAGCUUGACACAAGAGUAAAACUUGGCAUUAGAGAUAGCUUGUUUCGUCUGGCCAAAAGUGCUAUGGAAAGACAAAGUGCAAGUGAUAGAAGCAGUACUAACAAAAUCAACAGAGAAGAUGAUGAGGUUGCUGCAAAAAUAUAG
Molecule: messenger RNA, 1752 nt
Organism: Dioscorea cayenensis subsp. rotundata (Guinea yam)
Lineage: Eukaryota; Viridiplantae; Streptophyta; Magnoliopsida; Dioscoreales; Dioscoreaceae
Product: protein LNK2-like
Exons: 8
Coding region: 85-1752 (555 amino acids)
Biological process (GO): regulation of DNA-templated transcription; circadian rhythm
Source: RefSeq, a predicted model, not a curated record